UUCCCCAACCCCCUCACAAGUGGAUGUCUGUCCUUGGCCCAGGGAAGACAUGGAGGUGUUGGCUCUGACGUUCAGCUACCCAGCAUUUAAAUAGGGGAUGUGGGAUAGCAAAAGGGAAUCCAGUUCUGGGAUUAAUAUACCAAGCCACUGUAGCACCCUUCAGUGGCAGCUGAGUCCUAGGCUGGAUGCUGGGAUCUUCACAAACAACUCUUGGAUUAAUGGUGGUGAGUGGUCUCAUAUCUAGCAGAAAACCAGUGUGUGUAAGUCACAGACCCUGAUGCUUAAAGGAUUAGGCAGGAAGGAGAAUGGGAUGCCAUUGGGCAGAUAUCUAGUUCAACCUAUUGGCCUCAGGGUGCCUCUGGAGUUGCCAGGGUUUAAAGAUGUGCUGAUGUAGACAGCAGCUUGUGGAAUCAUUGGGAUGAAAUGGAUCUGUUCUGACAGACUUGAAAUAACGCACUGCUUGCCAAAUUUAUCUGCUGUCUUUGUCUCUCUAAGCCUUUGGAGUGGUGCCGGCAAUAGCUGGAGAGGUGUUUAUAACAGAGUGACUUCUGGGGUCACAGACAUCUACACCCCUGUGUUCCCUGCUUUGUGCUCCGCCUUGAUUGUGAUCACUUUCUACGAAGACAAGCAUUUCCAGGGCCGUCGCUAUGAGUGUGACAGUAACUGCCCUGAUUUUCACACCUACCUAAGCCGCUGCAACUCCAUCCGAGUGGAGGGGGGUGCUUGGGUUGUCUAUGAGCGGCCUAACUUUGCAGGGAACAUGUACGUUCUGACCCAUGGCGAGUACCCCGAGUACCAGCGCUGGAUGGGCCUUAAUGACCGCCUCAGCUCAUGCAAAGCCAUUCACUUAUCCAGUGGAAGCCAGCACCACAUUCAGAUCUUUGAGAAGGGGGACUUUGGUGGCCAGAUGUACGAAUCUACGGAGGACUGCCCUUCAGUCAUGGACGAGUUCCACAUCCGGGAAAUCCAUGCCUGCAAAGUGCUGGAAGGGGCCUGGGUAUUCUAUGAGCACCCCAACUUCCGGGGCAGGCAGUACCUCUUGGAGAAGGGGGAGUACCGCAAGCCUGUUGACUGGGGGGCUGUGUCCCCCACUGUCCAGUCCUUCCGCUGCAUUGCAGAGUGAAGGGUGGGGCAGCUUCCCCUUUGCCAGGGAAACUGCGUGGAGUCUGUGAAUAAAGCAAGUGGCUGAUGCA
Molecule: messenger RNA, 1193 nt
Organism: Chelonoidis abingdonii (Abingdon island giant tortoise)
Lineage: Eukaryota; Metazoa; Chordata; Testudines; Testudinidae
Gene: CRYGS
Product: crystallin gamma S
Biological process (GO): visual perception; lens development in camera-type eye
Molecular function (GO): structural constituent of eye lens
Source: RefSeq, a predicted model, not a curated record